Messenger RNA from Phialemonium atrogriseum, 5431 nucleotides. RefSeq names its product putative clathrin heavy chain. The record is from RefSeq and is a predicted model, not a curated record. Gene Ontology annotation, molecular function: clathrin light chain binding; structural molecule activity. The transcript has 4 exons. Lineage: Eukaryota; Fungi; Ascomycota; Sordariomycetes; Cephalothecales; Cephalothecaceae. The coding region runs from base 383 to 5431 and encodes 1682 amino acids. Gene Ontology annotation, cellular component: actin cortical patch; clathrin complex; clathrin coat of trans-Golgi network vesicle. Gene Ontology annotation, biological process: receptor-mediated endocytosis; Golgi to endosome transport; intracellular protein transport.
GGCGUCGCGAAGCUGGUUGAAGCGAACAGGUAACCUCAAAAAAAGGAACCUGACGUACUCCGUACCUUCUUCAACUUCUCAAACACGCAAUCUUCCCCCAUCCGCCGCACAUCAACCUUUUCCGUCCAAUUUUCCCGAUUGCCAUCUCGGGACAAGACUAACCUACUUUCUCUGUCGCACACUUCUUAAUUGCCCACGUCCUCCGUCUGUGGAUUGUUGACUUGUUCCCGCCCCUGCCCCGGACGGAGGUGACGACGAACCAACCUCAUUUACUUCCUGGACGAAUCUCCUUCACCUUGACAUCGUUCAAGAUCUCAGCCUUCGUAAUAAGUUGGCUGCUUCCCCUCGCCGCCUUCGCGCAGCCUAGCGCCGACAAUUUACCAUGGCGUCGCUGCCCAUCAAGUUCCAGGAGCUGUUGCAGCUCAACAGCCUUGGCGUGACCGAGAAGGCCAUCACCUUCAACUCCUGUACACUAGAAUCAGAUUCCUACAUCUGCAUCCGGGAAAAGAAGGACGAAGCCUCCUCGCCCGAAGUCAUCAUCGUCGACCUCAAAAAUGGCAACAAUGUCAUCCGACGUCCCAUCAAAGCCGAUAGCGCAAUUAUGCACUGGACUCGCCAGGUCAUUGCCCUCAAGGCUCAGUCGCGCACCCUCCAAAUCUUCGACCUGGAGCAGAAGCAGAAGCUGAAGUCGACGACCAUGAAUGAGGACGUUGUCUUCUGGAAGUGGAUCUCCGAGACAACACUGGGAAUGGUGACCGACAGCUCUGUCUACCACUGGAAUGUCUUCGACGCGAGCCAGGCAGCGCCCGUCAAGGCGUUUGACCGGAACUCCAACCUUCAGAACAACCAGAUCAUCAACUACCGCACUAGCGUUGACGGAAAAUGGAUGGUUGUCGUUGGAAUAUCUCAACAACAAGGCCGUGUCGUUGGUGCCAUGCAGUUAUACUCCAAAGAUCGGGGCAUUAGCCAGGCGAUCGAGGGACAUGCGGCCGCCUUUGGCACUCUCAGAUUGGAGGGUGCUCCCGAGGACACCAAGCUGUUCACCUUCGCUGUGCGCACUGCAGCGGGUGCGAAGCUGCAUAUCGUCGAGGUCGACCACCCGGAGACGAACCCCGUAUUCACAAAGCGGGCCGUCGACGUCUUCUUCCCCCCCGAAGCCGCCAGCGAUUUCCCGGUUGCGAUGCAGGUAUCGCAGAAGUACGGCCUCAUCUACCUCGUCACCAAAUAUGGUUUCAUCCACCUCUACGAUCUUGAGUCCGCGACCUGCAUCUUCAUGAAUCGGAUAUCGAGCGACACCAUCUUCACGUCCUGCGCAGACUCGAGCUCCACAGGCAUCGUCGGCAUCAAUCGCAAGGGCCAGGUUCUUUUGGUUGCCGCCGACGAGAAUAAUCUGGUCCCAUAUGUCCUGGAGAGUCACGGGAACGACUUGGCACUCAAGUUGGCAUCCCGUGCUGGACUUCCUGGCGCCGACAAUCUCUACCAGCACCGCUUUGAGCAGCUAUUUAGUUCAGGUAACUACCAGGAGGCUGCCAAAGUUGCUGCCAAUUCGCCCCGUGGUUUCCUGCGCACGCCGCAGACCAUAGAGCGGUUCAAGCGGAUCCCUCAGCAACCCGGCCAGAUGUCCCACAUCCUGCAGUACUUUGGUAUGUUGCUUGACAAGGGCACUCUAAACCAGCACGAGACCAUCGAGCUUGCCCAACCAGUCUUGGCUCAGAACCGGAAGCAGCUCCUCCAAAAAUGGCUCGGCGAGGACAAAUUGGACUGCUCCGAGCAACUGGGUGACAUGGUUCGCCCUCAUGAUCUCAUGAUGGCUGUGGGCAUCUAUGUGAAGGCCAAUGUACCGCAAAAGGUCGUCGCCGGCUUUGCCGAGACGAGCCAGUUCGAGAAGAUCCUGCCGUACUGCGCCUCCGUCAGCUACCAGCCGGAUUGGAUCAACCUUCUCCAGCACAUUGUCCGAGUCAACCCUGAGAAGGGCGCCGAGUUUGCGACAUCGCUGGUCAACCAAGAGGGCGGAUCCCUUGUUGACAUUGAACGGGUCGUUGAUGUGUUCCAAGCCCAAGGCAUGGUUCAGCAAGCCACGGCGUUCCUUCUGGAUGCGCUCAAGGACAACAAGCCAGAGCAAGGCCAUCUCCAGACCCGUCUGCUCGAGAUGAACUUGAUGAACGCCCCGCAAGUGGCCGACGCCAUCCUCGGCAACGACAUGUUCUCGUACUUUGACAAGGCCCGCAUCGCUUUCCUGUGCGAGCAGGCCGGGCUCUUCCAGAAGGCCUUGGAGCUUUACGAGGACCCCGAGGCUGUCAAGCGAAUCAUUGUCAACAUUCCUGGCGCUCCCAACUUCAACCUCGACUGGCUGACGGAAUUCUUCGGCAAGCUGUCUGUCGAGCAAUCCCUGGACUGCCUAGAUGCCAUGAUGAAGCAUAACAUUCGCCAGAAUCUUCAGUCUGUCGUCCAGGUCGCCACCAAGUACUCCGAUCUCCUUGGCCCUACCCGGCUCAUUGAUCUCUUCGAGAAGUACAAGACCGCCGAGGGCCUGUUCUACUACCUCGGCAGCAUCGUCAAUCUCUCCGAGGAUCCGGAUGUCAACUUCAAGUACAUUGAGGCCGCCACCAAGAUGGGCCAGUUCGGCGAAGUCGAACGUAUCUGCCGCGACAGCAACCACUACAACCCGGAGAAGGUCAAGAACUUCCUCAAGGAAGCUCGCCUCAGCGAGAUGCUGCCUCUCAUUGUCGUUUGCGACCGGUUCAACUUCGUCCAUGACUUGGUUCUCUACCUCUACCAGAACCAGCAUUUCAAGUCGAUCGAGGUCUACGUGCAGAGAGUCAAUCCCGCUCGCACGCCCGCUGUAAUCGGCGGCUUGCUUGACGUCGACUGUGAGGAGACCAUCAUCAAGAACCUUCUGGGAACGGUUGACCCGGCGUCUAUUCCAAUCGACGAAUUGGUCUCAGAGGUUGAGACGCGGAAUCGUCUAAAGCUCCUCCUUCCGUUCCUCGAGGCGACAUUGGCAGCUGGGAACCAGCAGCAGGCUGUCUACAAUGCCCUUGCGAAGAUCUAUAUCGACUCCAAUAAUAAUCCGGAGAAGUUCCUCAAGGAGAACGAUCAAUACGACACCGUCGUCGUGGGCAAAUACUGCGAGAAGCGCGACCCUAACCUCGCAUACAUCAGCUAUCGCAAGGGCCAGAACGACCUGGAGCUGGUCAACAUCACCAACGAAAACUCCAUGUACAAGGCUCAGGCGCGGUAUCUCCUUGAGCGGGCCGAUGAGGAGCUCUGGUCCUUUGUUCUUAGCGAGAACAACCUCCAUCGCCGCUCCGUGAUUGACCAGGUCAUCUCGACUGCGGUCCCGGAGUCGAUCGAUCCCGACAAGGUGGCCAAGGCCGUCCAGUCGUUCCUGGCUGCCGAUCUCCCCGGAGAGCUUAUUGAGCUGCUCGAGAAGAUCGUCCUUGAACCCUCGCCCUUCAGUGACAACGCGAGCCUGCAAAACCUGCUCAUGUACACUGCCGCCAAGGCUGACAAGGCUCGCGUCAUGGAUUACAUCCAUCGUCUGGACGGUUACGAUGCCGAGGACAUCGCCAACUCGUGCAUCGAGGUCGGUCUCCACGAGGAGGCGUUUGAGAUCUACAAGAAGAUUGGCAACAACGAGGCCGCUGCCAACGUGCUUGUCGAGCACGUCGUUAGUAUCGAUCGGGCACAAGCAUUCGCCGAGCACGUGGACACCCCUGAGGUUUGGAGUAAGGUUGCCAAGGCUCAGCUGGACGGCCUCCGGAUUAGUGACUCGAUCGAUUCGUACAUCAAGGCCGGCGACCCGAAGAACUACGAGGAAGUCAUCGAGAUCGCCGUCCGCGCUGGCAAGAACGAGGAGCUCGUCAAAUACCUUCGCAUGGCCCGUAAGUCUCUCCGAGAGCCCGCCAUCGACACGGCCCUCGCUUUCUGCUUUGCGCGCCUGGACCAGCUCUCCGAGCUUGAGGAUUUCCUUCGCGCCACCAACGUCGCGAACAUUGAGGAGUCCGGAGACAAGGCUUAUGAGGAAGGUCUCUAUGAGGCUGCCAAGAUCUUCUACACCAGCAUCUCCAACUGGGCCAAGCUCUCCACUACCCUCGUUCACCUUGCCGACUACCAGGCCGCCGUGGAGUGCGCACGGAAGGCCAACAACAUCAAGGUGUGGAAGGAGGUCCACGAGGCAUGCGUGGACAAGAAGGAGUUCCGGUUGGCCCAGAUCUGUGGUCUGAAUCUUAUUGUCGACGCCGAGCAGCUGCAAGCCCUCGUCAAGCAGUACGAGCGCAACGGUUACUUCGACGAACUCAUCAACCUCCUUGAGCAAGGCCUCGGUCUCGAGCGGGCCCAUAUGGGGAUGUUCACCGAGCUGGGUAUCGCACUGGCCAAAUACCACCCAGAACGUCUGAUGGAGCACCUCAAGCUGUUCUGGAGCCGGAUGAAUCUUCCCAAGAUGAUUCGUUCUUGCGAGGAGGCCAACUUGUGGCCCGAGCUGGUGUUCUGUUACUACCACUACGACGAGUUCGACAAUGCUGCGCUCGCCGUCAUCGAGAGGCCAGAGAACUCUUGGGAGCACCAGCAGUUCAAGGAGAUUGUGGUCAAGGUCGCCAACCUCGAGAUCUAUUACAAGGCCAUCAACUUCUACCUGGAGCAGCACCCGUCGCUCUUGACCGAUCUCCUCCAGGCUCUGACGCCGCGUGUCGACGUCAACCGGGUUGUCCGACUGUUCCACAAGUCGGAUAACCUGCCGCUCAUCAAGCCUUUCCUGCUCAACGUCCAGACGCAGAACAAGCGGAUUGUGAACGAUGCCAUCAACGACCUGUUGAUCGAGGAGGAAGACUACAAGACUCUUCGCGACUCGGUCGAGAACUACGACAAUUACGACGCCGUCGAGCUGGCCGGUCGCCUCGAGAAGCACGACCUCGUCUUCUUCCGCCAGAUUGCAGCUAACAUCUAUCGCAAGAACAAGCGCUGGGAGAAGUCGAUCAACUUGUCAAAGCAGGACAAGCUCUGGAAGGAUGCCAUCGAGACUGCGGCCAUCUCCAGCAAGGAGGAAGUGGUGGAAGAACUCGUCCGAUACUUCGUCGACAUUGGCAACCGAGAAUGUUAUGUCGGCAUGCUCUAUGCCUGCUACGACCUCAUCCGGCCUGAUACCGUUCUCGAGAUGUCUUGGCGCCAUGGCCUGAACGACUUCACCAUGCCGUACAUGAUCAACCUCCUAUGCCAGCAGACCAAGGAGCUCACCACCCUCAAGGCGGACAACGAGGCUCGGAAGGCCAGGGAGAAGGAACAGGAGAAGGUCGAGGACAACACGCCCAUCCUCGGUGGCAACCGUCUCAUGAUUACCGCUGGUCCGGCCGGCGGUGCAGGCCAUGCCUCACCAGUCCCGUUCGCCCAGACCAACGGGUUCGCUCCCCAGCCAACCGGCUAUGGCUUCUAA